This is a messenger RNA of Euleptes europaea (tarantolino), 2989 nucleotides long. It is a transcript of the gene RASA3, whose product is annotated as RAS p21 protein activator 3. The transcript is spliced from 25 exons. NCBI's taxonomy places the organism in Eukaryota, Metazoa, Chordata, Lepidosauria, Squamata, Sphaerodactylidae. Gene Ontology annotation, biological process: intracellular signal transduction; regulation of GTPase activity. The coding region runs from base 5 to 2560 and encodes 851 amino acids. The record is from RefSeq and is a predicted model, not a curated record.
CGCGAUGGCGGUGGAAGAAGAGGGGCUGCGGGUGUUCCAGAGCGUCAAGAUUAAAAUAGGAGAAGCCAAAAAUCUUCCUACCUAUCCAGGGCCAAACAAGAUGAGGGAUUGCUACUGUACUGUAAACCUGGACCAGGAAGAGGUUUUCAGGACCAAAAUUGUGGAGAAAUCACUAUGCCCGUUUUAUGGAGAAGAUUUUUACUGUGAAAUUCCACGGAGUUUUCGUCACCUGUCAUUUUACAUUUUUGACAGAGAUGUUUUCCGCAGGGAUUCAAUCAUUGGAAAAGUAGCAAUAUGGAAGGAAGAUCUGCAGAAGUACCACAACAGAGACACCUGGUUCCAGCUGCAACAUGUUGAUGCGGAUUCAGAAGUACAGGGAAAGGUCCAUCUAGAGUUAAGGCUGAGUGAAGUCAUAACAGACACGGGCGUCAUUUGCCAUAAGCUUGCUACCCGAGUUCUAGAAUGCCAAGGCCUGCCAAUAGUCAAUGGACAGUGUGAUCCUUAUGCAACAGUUACGCUAACUGGACCGUGCAGAUCAGAAGUAAAAAAGACUAAAGUUAAAAAGAAGACUAACAAUCCGCAGUUCGAUGAAGUGUUUUACUUUGAGGUUACCCGACCCUGCAGUUAUAACAAGAAGUCCCACUUUGACAUUGAAGAUGCCGAUGAAGUGGACAAGAUGGAAAUCAGAAUUGACCUCUGGAAUGCAAGCAACUUGAAGUUUGGCGAUGAAUUUCUGGGAGAACUAAGGCUACCUUUGAAAUUUCUCCGGCAGUCCAGCUCUUAUGAAGCAUGGUACUUCCUCCAGCCCAGAGAUAAUGGAAACAAGUCGCUGAAACCAGAUGACCUGGGUUCCUUGAGGUUAAACGUGGUUUACACAGAAGAUCAUGUCUUUCCUUCAGACUAUUACAGCCCGCUUAGAGACCUCUUAUUAAAAUCUCCAGAUGCUGAGCCUGUUUCAGCAUCUGCUGCCCACGUGCUGGGUGAAGUCUGCAGGGAAAAACAGGAGGCAGCCAUACCUCUGGUGCGGCUCUUCUUACACUAUGGCAAAAUCGUGCCUUUGAUUAGUGCAAUCGCAAAUGCAGAAGUAAGAAGAACUCAGGACCCAAACACCAUUUUCAGAGGAAACUCAUUAACUUCCAAAUGCAUUGAUGAAACCAUGAAAUUGGCAGGGAUGCACUACCUUCAGGUUACUCUAAAGCCAAUUCUUGAUGAGAUCUGCCAAGUACAUAAACCUUGUGAAAUUGAUCCUGUGAAGUUGAAAGACACUGAAAACCUGGAAACUAACAGGGAAAAUCUUAGGCAAUAUGUAGACCGGAUUUUCACGGACAUUACCAAAUCUGGGGUUAGUUGCCCUACAGUGAUGUGUGAUAUUUUUUUUUCACUGAGGGAGUCAGCUGCAAAACGUUUCCAAGGUGACCCUGAUGUUAGGUUCACAGCUGUAAGCAGUUUUAUUUUCCUGAGAUUCUUUGCUCCUGCAAUUCUUUCUCCAAAUCUAUUCCACCUCACACCACAUCAUCCAGAUCCACAGACCUCAAGAACGUUGACGCUUAUAUCCAAGACUAUACAAACAUUAGGCAGCUUGUCAAAAUCUAAAUCUGCCAGUUUCAAGGAAUCUUAUAUGGCUUCAUUUUAUGACAACUUUAACGAGCAGAAAUAUGCAGAUGCAGUAAAAAAUUUUUUAGAAUUGAUUUCUUCCUCUGGAAGAAGAGAUCACAAGAGCAUAGUGCAACCAAUACUACUUAAAGAAGGGACUCUUAAACUAACAGUAAAGAAAGUUGAUGAUAAUAGUUCGUGCAGGUUCAUGAUCAAGAGGGCACAAGGAAGGAAACGAUUUGGUAUGAAGAACUUCAAGAAGAGAUGGUUUCGACUCACUAACCAUGAAUUCACUUAUCAGAAAAGCAAAGGUGACCAUCCACUGUGUAGCAUUCCAAUUGAAAACAUUCUGGCGGUAGAAAAAUUGGAAGAGGAGUCAUUCAAAAUGAAAAACAUGUUCCAAGUGAUUCAGCCUGAAAGAGCUCUGUACAUCCAAGCAAAUAACUGUGUCGAGGCCAAGGACUGGAUUGAUAUCCUCACCAAAGUUAGCCAGUGUAACAAGAAACGUCUCACUGUCUAUCACCCCUCUGCAUACCUUAAUGGGCACUGGCUCUGCUGUAAAGCUAUCGCAGAUAAUACCCCUGGCUGUACUCCCUGCACUGGGGGCCUACCAGCAAAUAUACAAUUAGACAUAGAUGGAGAUAGAGAAACUGAACGCAUCUACUCCCUUUUUAAUUUGUAUAUGUCUAAACUGGAGAAAAUGGAAGAGGCUUGUGGCAGCAAAUCUGUAUAUGAUGGGCCAGAACAGGAAGAGUAUUCAUCCUUUGUCAUCGACGACCCUCAGGAGACCUACAAGACACUAAAACAGAUUGUUGCAAGUGUUAAAACCUUAGAGCAGGAACAUGCCCAAUACAAGAGGGAUAAGUUCAAGAAGACAAAAUAUGGGAGCCAAGAACAUCCCAUCGGAGACAAGAGCUUCCAGAGUUACAUCAGGCAGCAGUCAGAAGUUUCAGCGCAUUCCAUUUGACGUUUCAACAAAGUUGCUGAUAGGUUGAAUUAGAAGAAGAAAAGGGAAGCCACCUGUAGCAAGAUGUACAUAACAAGCAUCAAGCUUGCUGAGGCUUGCUAAGUGUUUUCUCUCUCCAAGAACUAUUAAAGUAGCUGCUAUGCACUUUAAUUCAUCUGGUGUAAACAGAUGGAGGAACUCUGCCUUCUAGAUGGUUUUCAUUGGUUGUGUUGCAUUGUGUUUGUGUGUGUUUAAAAAUGUUGCUAUGUGUUCUUGGAAUCUAGUGAUCAGUUCAAUGAUCAAGGCGUGGGGGACUUCAUAUGGAUAACUUCCACAGUCCCUUUGCAUAACUGAAAGCCAACUAGAACCGUUGAGAGCAUUUUUCUAUAUUUCUUGUUAUUGGUUGUUGACUACUUUUUGUGCUAGGCCCACAGCAGUUAAAGAAGGCUU